Molecule: messenger RNA, 1347 nt
Organism: Candidozyma haemuli
Lineage: Eukaryota; Fungi; Ascomycota; Pichiomycetes; Serinales; Metschnikowiaceae
Gene: HBR3
Product: rRNA-binding endoribonuclease
Exons: 1
Coding region: 1-1347 (448 amino acids)
Biological process (GO): maturation of SSU-rRNA; ribosomal small subunit biogenesis
Cellular component (GO): preribosome, small subunit precursor
Molecular function (GO): RNA endonuclease activity
Source: RefSeq, a predicted model, not a curated record
AUGACUGAAAAACUGGUCGACUCGUUGGUGCUCGAUGCAACUCCGCUUAUAACACAACCGGCUUCUGCUUUACAGCAAUUUGCUUCUAACUUUUAUACUACUCCAGGUGUGAAGGCAGAGUUGAAGGAUGAGCAUUCCAGGAACCAGCUACUCCUAUGGGCCGACCGUCUUUUGGUUCGUCAGCCUAAGCAGCUGUCUAUUGAUAGAGUGAACAGCUUUGCCAAGUUGACUGGUGACUACUCUGUGUUGUCGAUGAACGAUCUUCAUAUCAUUGCAUUAGCAUAUGAACUAGAAGUUGAAAAGGCUGGCGCUGAUCGUUUGAGAAAGUUCCCAGGACAGAAGUUGGAAGGGGAUGAGGAGUCAAAGCCUCAACCAAAGAGAGAGUACAAGCCUAGGGAAGAGGAGCCUGAGAAGGAAGAGGAGCCACAGCUCGAAGAUGACGAUGGCUUCCAGGUUGUUUCUAAGAAGAAGACCAGAAAGCCUAGAAGGAAAUGGACGCCUAGAGAACCCGAAGAGAAGAAGGAAGAGCCAGUGGUAGAGGUUCCAGAAGUCAAGGCUGAGCCACAACCAGAGCAAACUGAGGAGUCCAAGGAGACAGAAACCGGAAAGGAAGAACUCGAGGAGGAAUACAACGAAGAUGACGACGACGGAGACUGGAUUACUCCUGAAAACCUUCAAGAAGAGAUUCUUAAAGACAACAACGAGACAGUACAAGACGAUAAAUCGUCCAGCAACACCUCCAUCCCAGUUGCCCUUUCCACGGGAGAUUUCGCAUGUCAGAACACAAGUUUGCAGCUCGGACUCAAGCUUAUGAAUCCUUAUUCUGGUAAGCAGAUCAAGAGAGUCAGAAACUACAUGUACAGAUGUCACGCAUGCUUCACGAUGACCCCCAUGUCCAAAUCUGGCCAACCUAAGCAUUUCUGUCCUAAGUGUGGCGGUAACACGUUACUUAGAUGUGCCGUGUCAGUUGAUAACGAGACUGGUAAGAUCACUCCCCAUUUGAAGAAAAACUUCCAGUGGAUUGUCAGAGGCCAGGUCUACUCGAUGCCUUCACCUCUCAGUAAGAACCAGCAGAAGAACCAAGGUAACAGAGGGUACCAGCACAACAAGGAGCUCAGACACAGUUCACAAGACCCUAUUAUCCUCCGAGAGGAUCAAAAGGAGUACGCUAAGGCAUUGAAAGAUGACGCCUGGCUGAGAAAGAAGAGCGAGAAGAUGCUUCAGGAAUGGAUAGGAGGUGGAAGUGCGGACAACUUCAUCUCCCCAUUCGGUACAACAUACAAAUCAUCAGGUGUUAGGGUUGGACGUGGCAGAAACGCCAACGCCAACAAGGGCAGACGGAAAUAG